Molecule: messenger RNA, 4921 nt
Organism: Paramuricea clavata
Lineage: Eukaryota; Metazoa; Cnidaria; Anthozoa; Malacalcyonacea; Plexauridae
Source: the annotation of a GenBank genome assembly
GGUCGACGAGGCGGCCGAGGUAAAGCAAGAGCUGACUAUGACUGCACAGUACGAGUUUUACCUUCAAAAAUCCGUCGAGAGAUGGGCUUACACAGUUUCUAUCAAAAGUACGCGCAUGCGUAUGGCGUCCCGAUCAUCAGCUCUAACCGUGCGGAUAGCCGAGCUAUCCAACGUGCUUGUUAUGUAGUUCGCUUUGCACUUGCUGACCGAAAAGACAUUCGGGACUGGCUACACGACCGCUAUGGCCGUGCUGGUGUCAUCGCCGAACGCGAGCGCACGACGGACAUUCCCGAACAUAGCUAUCUUCCUAAUUGGUGGAACCAGCGUGCGAGAGGUACAUGUAAUGAUAUUAUUAUUGCGUCAAGCAAUGGCGGGAGCAACAACAAAAAGGUGUUCCUCCAACCCAUACCGCCUGAUUAUAUUAUUUGGGCCCUCAGCAGUGCUCAAACUAACGGCCGGUCAACGGACAAUGACCGGCCAAAAAUGCCUCUUGAUCCGGUCACUUUUUUACCUCACUGGUCAUUUUGACCGGCCACAUUUUCAUGCCUUCCAAUGUGAUUGCUGACGAGUGACGUCUUCAAUUAAAACAUGAAACUAUGAUGUAUCGAAACAAGUUUCUAAUAGUUUAUUUCACUGUUAUAGUGUAAGCGUAUCAAUGACCGGUCAAAAACAGAUUUUGACUGAGCUAAAAUCAAGUUGACCGGAGACCUAUCUCCCGUUGAGCCCUGUGUGGAAAAACGUUUUCUGCUUCUUUUGUUCCUUAGCCAGUAGAAAAUUAUACUUCUGUUGCAGUGCUCACAGAAAGAAAAUAUUUUCCAAGCCUACAAUUCAGUGUCCGUAUUAGAGAGGUGCGAGUAUGCUUUUAUCAUUAUCAUUUAGGUCUAGGAGCCACUCUGGAUAAACCGAUCUCAACCGGUGGAGAAGAGAAUAUUUUGUGUCGACCGAGUGAUCGAUAUUACGGCGGCGGCCGUGGUGAGGACAUUUUCCUUCACGAAUUUGCACACGCCAUACACAACCUUGGUGUGACCGGAGCCAUUCCUGGUUUUGAUCGAAGAAUUAGAGCGUUAUACAACAAGAGAAAGUACGGUACAGAUCGACGGUGGAGUAACACUUACUACUUGAGUACAGGUAUGCGAUCGAUCUAGUGUUACGUACAGCGGUACGACACAGAGUGAGAUUUUGGGCAGGUCUUGGGGCGCUUUCCAUUAACUCGGUCAGACUGGUCAGAACGGUCAAAUUAUUGAAUGAAACACAAAACGUUUGGCCGGGCUUUGGACCUUUCCGACCGGAAACGUCGGAGGCCCAUUUUCGCUAGAUUUUCGAGAAACGUGAGCCAGAUCUUUCCAUUACUACCAAGACCGAAAUUCUGGUCUAAUCGGUCUGGCCAUUAAAUGGAAAGCGUCCCUAGGGCCAACGUUACACAGUGAGUUAUCCAUUUACCUUGGUAGUUGUGAAUAAAUUGAGAAUUAUUCAAUAAUUCCUAUACUAGAUUUUCUUUUACUCCAGAUCGCGAGUUCUUCGCAGAGGGAGUGACAAGUUAUUUCGACGUGAAUACAGAGACUUGGAACGGCAAAGCAAAUGGGAUUCAUAAUCACGUGAACACGAGAACAGAACUCUUCAGUUACGAUCGCGAUCUUUAUAAUAUAGUCAAGGAGGUGUUCCCAUGUGGAAAUAGGUUUUUGGAUAGAUGCUCUGCUUUGAAAGGUGCGUGGUGUUUUAGUGUUGAAACUAGAAAUGAGUGAGUGCAUGGAUUUCAUCGUGCAGCAGAUGUCAAUCAGCAGACAGCAGUUGUAAGGGUCGCAUUCCAGUUAAGCGUUCAGUGGUUUUCGUAUGUACGAAUAUAUUUUAUGUAUGAUUUAAUGUGGAUUUGUUGAGGUAAUUGAUACUUAUGCACAAUUUUGAAAGAUUUAAACUUUUCCGUGCCUAUCAUGAAGUCCAAAACAAAGGAAAGAUAAAAUGGUAAAAUUUCACUUCGAGUAAUAUAUUCAGCCCUUUUUUGAACAUAUAGGAAGUGGAAGAUUGAUUUCAGGUUGGAGAAGGGGGGGGGGAUUAGCAAACUCUAGGAGAGUCCGGAUAGGGGAGUUCAAAUACCGUUGAAUCUCACACCGGCCUUUAUAUCUUUCUUUGUGUGUGUGUGUGUGUGUGUGUGUGUGUGUCGGGGGGGGGGGUGCUUCGUCCCCUCACCUCUACUGUUGGAGGCUACAGCCUUGCACAUGCCUCUUAUGAUGAUAAAUGAAAGAUAAGUAUUCUGUUAUUAAUUACAGGCAUUUUUUCUGUUAUUUAGGUAAAACACCACCUCCGUUCAAAAUGAAUUGUAAGUUGUUAUGGCAAUAUAAAUUGUAUUUUUUUGGAAUAGAAUGUUUUGGUUUGUGAAAACACCACGUACAUUUAUUAGUGCAAAGCUUCCCAUUACAGUAAGCCCUGAUUUUCAUCAGUAUCAAUACCAAAAAUGCAAAUAAUUUUUUCAUUUACUUCUCUUCCACGCCGCUAACUGUGCAUGCGCUCUAUCUAUUUCAGGUGAUGGCAAAGGUGGCGGGGUCAAACCUAAACCAAAACCUACAGUAAAACCAAAGCCCAAGCCUAAACCGACAACAUAUCCAACACCGCCAUUACCAACCACAACUCAAAGUGGUAAGUGUAUUAGUUUUCCCCACGUUAUUUCGUUCUUGUGUUUUUGAAGGCUGCCAAGAACGUACCAACGGAUAUAUAUCUAAAGGCUUCGGUGGGGCAAUCGUCCGAGUUUCGGUUGCGCACCUCUGAGAUCGUGGUUCGUUUCUCGUUCAAGACUCAAGACAUUCAUGUGCAUGAAAAGAGUUCGUCAACGCGGCUCUGCCGAAUGGACAACUUGCAUGUUAGACUAAAUUUUAAUCUAAGUAAAGAGAAGGGAAUAAAACACAACAGUUAAAAUGAACAUAAUGAAAUUAGUAAAAUUGCAAAAUUUGGUUGCGAAAUGUUGUAAAAUACAGAAAAUAUAGCCUUGCGAAGUUUGCAUAUUUUCAGUAUGUUUAUAUUACGUGCGGAAAUUGUUACCAUUUUUGAGCCGAAAAUGGUAACAAUUUCCGCACGUAAUACAAAUAUACUGAAAAUAUGCAAACUUCGCAAGGCUAUAUUUUCUGUAUUUUACAACAUUUCGCAACCAAAUUUUGCAAUUUUACUAAUUUCAUUAUGUUCAUUUUAACUGUUGUGUUUUAUUCCCUUCUCUUUACUUAGAUUAAAAUUUAGUCUAACAUGCAAGUUGUCCAUUAAAGUCGUGGGUUUUCUCCGGGUACUCCGUUUUCCUCCCACAGGAAAUGUUGGGUUGGGAUUAGCCGCAAACUGACUCUUCCAUCGUAGCUGUACUUCGUGAUCAGAAACGAGUCAUAAGGCGACUGUCAGAUCGAGGCUCUCUUAGACAGCCUUCGACUAUCACACGUAAUAUCUCACAACUUGUCAACAAGAUGUGUUCCCAACAGCCAACAUGCUUGUAGCAGGCUUGUCAACAAGUUGUAACAAUGUUGUCAUUUUAUCAAGUUGCUACAAGAUUGUCACUCACAACUUGUUGACAAAUUUUUGAAUUGCUGGACGAUAACAAGUUGUUGGAACAACUCGUAACAAGUCUGUUGAGCUCAACAACCUUGUAGCAACUUGUCAACAAGCCGUUGACAACUUGUCAUCAAGCUAGGAACAAUCCUUAUGAAAAAAGUCUAUAGGUGGCCUAUAAGUGCCUAUAGGAAAUGUUCCAAUUCCCUAUAGAAGCUUUUAGGCAUCUAUAGAGCUCUAUAGGAUUAUAGGCAUCCCUAUAGAUCACCUAUAGAAAAUGUUCCAAUUGCCUAUAAAAACCUAUAGGUUUCCUAUAGGAACCUAUAGGUUGGCCUAUAGGCCAGGCCUAUAGGCCAGGCCUAUAGACUUUUUUUGUAAGGGUUAAGCAGUGCGAACACAUCCUGUUGACAAGUUGUUGGAACAUUGCUACAUGUCUGCUGCAGGUUUGUUACAACUUGUGCGUUUUUAUGCGUGAUCAGAUAAGGUUGAGCUGCGACUGUGUGCUUAGAAAUCCAGCUUAGCUCUUAGCUGAGGAUGAUUAGCAUAGACUCUCAUUACUUACACCCUCAUCUGUUUAAAAAUGUUUAGGUGACACAAUGCACGGUUUACGUAUGUGGUGCCUUUGAGUAAAUCCAUUUACCGAGUCAAUUCCGAGCCCGAGUCAAACACCCGAGUCACGUAAAAAAAAGACGAAAUUGAAGAAAAUUCACAGUCGAAUAGGGUUAGGAGUAUGGUUAGGGUUUGGGUACUAAGUCUUUGAACCGGCAAAGACAGUUAAACAGUGACUCGGACAUUUGACUCGGUUAACCGACAAACUCCGCAGUUGAAUAGUCACAGUCGAAUAGGGUCCUAGUACGUUAGGAGUGGGGUUAGGGUUAGGACUUAGGGUUAGGAGUAGGGUUAGGGUACUAAGUCAUUGAACCACAAAUUAGACCACUAAACAGUGACUCGGACAUUUGACUCGGGCUCGGAUUUGACUCGGACUCGGAUUUGACUCGGUUAACCGACAAACUCUGGUGCCUUUCACCACCGGGUUAUAGGGCGUAUCUGUAGAUAUUUUGUUAUUUAUGGUUACAGGUUGUGCUGAUAAAGCAGCACCUGCACACUGUCGAGUCUGGGUGGCCAAGUCGUAUUGUACACAACACUAUAAAGACUACAUGAUGAAGAAUUGUAAAAAGAGCUGUGGCUGUUGUUCGCCGCUUCAAAAGGUUGGUGCCUUUUACCAAAACUACUGUAAACAAUAUGCAACGAAGACAAACUGCGACAAAUAUGCUUGGGUUAAGAAAACCUGCAAAGUGGUCUGUGAUUGUUUGUAGUGGCCAUCAUUGGAGACAAACAACGAACUCAGUGACAACAGAACAAGCAAGGGCUCCCAUUUGAGUUUAUGAUUAACUAAUACAUG